Messenger RNA from Thunnus maccoyii (southern bluefin tuna), 3732 nucleotides. RefSeq names its product helicase POLQ-like. Lineage: Eukaryota; Metazoa; Chordata; Actinopteri; Scombriformes; Scombridae. Gene Ontology annotation, molecular function: ATP binding; nucleic acid binding. The transcript has 18 exons. Bases 553 to 3618 code for a protein of 1021 amino acids. The record is from RefSeq and is a predicted model, not a curated record.
AAAUCAAUACAGAAAGGAAAACAGUCGGUUAGCUUUGUGCUAGCUAGUGACCGGUAAACCGAAAACGGAAAUGAUGUUGGGAUUUCUCUCUUGCUGAGACGUUGAUGUUGACAAUUUUCAAACGGGUGACACGCCGACUGUUUAAAGCUUCCACGUUUAAAUUGCAAGUUACCGAGCUGUUUUUUGUUUGAACAUUUUUGGCAACAGAUUUUUAUUUAUUUUUGUAGAUUUUUAUUAUUAACUGGGAGUGUUUGCAGUGGCUAGUUGGCUAGCUGAGGGAAGAAAUGGUGGUUUUCAACUGCCGGGAGUGAGCUAACUAGUUAACCUAACACGCCAGUUGGCUUUUUAUUUUAACGGUAACUAGUUUAACGCUAGUGUCAUAUAUUGUUAAUGCCUUUAACAACAUUAUUACUGUAGUAUAAUGUACUGGUGUCACCGCUCCCCUCCUGUAUACAGUAUAUUUAUUGUGUUUGUGAGCUUUCUGUGCGGUUUGUUUACCAGCUGUGUGAAAUGUAGCAUCAGGUGUGUGACGUCAGCUGGACCUGGACAGGUAUGAAUGCUGCAAAGAGAGAAAUCAAAGUAAAAAGAGUUUCCUCAAGAAAAAGGUCGAGAGACAUCCUGAAGACUCACCUGACACCUGCCAGAAAGAGAGGAGGAGGAGGAGGAGGAGGAGAGCAAUGUCCCAGAAACUGGAGGCUCAGCAGCAUCAUGGCUGAUAUAAAAGCUGUUGAGUACUGCAGUGACAGUGAGGACUUAUUUGGGGACUAUGACAGCAUCUUGGAGGACAGCUCUCUCUUGGCAAAGCUGGACGAUGCAGAGCAAAACGAAAGGCAGCGUGACCUCCAGACCGAAGCUGUGGAUCAGCGGGACUUCACGACUCUGCGUCCAUCGAAAGACGGCGAGGACAUCCUCACAGACUCCAUCUUGGACGGCCUCGGAGACGAACCCUUCGAGGACUUACCGGCCAGCCAGCUGGACUUUCAAGAACGAGUUCAUGAAAAUGCAAAGAGGAGCAAACUGCAGGACGGAGAUAAAACCUCUACACCUUUUAGAAACUCUGACGUAGACAGAAACACGGAGGAUAAAACCAAGAGACAGAUGAAGGCGAGGAGGAGCGUGACCGACCAGCUGAAGAGGACGAUGCUCUGCAACGCCGCCGCUCCCUCCGAGGUUUCUCGCUCUGUGGUGCUGAAAGAAGCGGUGGUUUCUGAGGAGAUCAACGUCGCCAUGCAGGCCAUAGAGACUGUAUCUGCUCAGACAACCGACCUCGGACCUUUCUUUGGACUUCCCACCAAAGUGAAGGAACUCAUCUACAAACUGAGAGGAAUCAAGAGCCUUUAUGAUUGGCAGGAGACGUGUCUGAACCUGGACUGUGUUCAUCAGAGGAAGAAUCUGAUCUACUCGCUUCCCACCAGCGGAGGGAAAACUCUUGUCGCAGAGAUCCUCAUCCUCAGAGAGCUGCUGUGCAGGAAGAAGGACUGUCUGUUCAUCCUACCGUACAUAUCACUGGUGCAAGAGAAGGUACGUGGGUUAGCGAGCUUUGGCCUGGAGCUGGACUUCAUGGUGGAGGAGUACGCUGGCAGCAAGGGCAAGUUUCCUCCAGUGAAGAGACGAAACCAGAGGUCUCUGUACAUCGCUACAAUAGAAAAAGCUCACAGCCUGGUCAACUCUCUGAUCGACACCGACAGGCUGGAUAACCUCGGGCUGCUGGUGGUCGAUGAGCUUCACAUGCUGGGCGAUGGCAGCAGAGGGGCUGUUAUUGAAAUGACUCUGGCUAAAGUUCUGUAUAUGAGCAAAAUGACUCAGAUUAUUGGAAUGAGCGCCACUCUGGGAAACAUCAAAGACCUGCAGACGUUUUUGAGGGCUGAAAACUACACUAAUGACUUCAGACCUGUCCAGUUGAAAGAAUAUGUGAAACUAAAAGACACCAUCUAUGAAGUGGACCCAAAAGAUGAGGAAUGUUUUAGAUUCUCACGUCUUCUCAACUUCAAGUACUCCAGCGCGAUGCAGAAGAUCGACCCGGAUCACAUCAUCGCUCUGGUGACUGAAGUCAUCCCAACACACUCCUGUCUGGUCUUCUGUCCCACUAAGAAGAACUGUGAGAACGUGGCAGGAAUGAUCUGCAAAUACCUGAAAGAGGAGUUUCUGCGGCACCGGGAGGAGGAGAAGGCCGUCCUCCUCAGAGAGCUGAAGGACAGCGGGAACGGCUCGGUGUGUCCGGUGCUCCGGAGGACGGUACCGUUCGGUUUGGCCUAUCACCACAGCGGGCUGACCAGCGAGGAGAGGAAACUGGUGGAGGAGGCCUACUCCAACGGCGUGCUGUGUCUCCUCACCUGUACGUCCACGCUGGCUGCAGGCGUCAACCUACCCGCCCGCAGAGUGAUUCUGCGCUCGCCGUACGUGGCCACAGACUUCCUGAAGAGGAGCCAGUACAAACAGAUGGUGGGACGAGCCGGGCGAGCGGGAAUCGACACCGAGGGAGAGAGCAUCCUCAUCCUGCAGGACAAAGACAGGACCACGGCUAAAGGUCUGCUUUGCGCCCCGAUGGAGAACUGUUACAGCAACCUGAUGCACGACGAAGGGAAAGGCCUUCUGAGUCUCAUCCUGUCCCUCGUCGGGUUAAACAUCGCUGGCUCGGUGGAUCAGGUGCGGGACUUCCUGUGCGGGACGCUGCUGUACGUCCAGCAGAAGCAGCUGUGUGCGGAGAAGAGUCUGUGGGACGUCGUUCAGCACUGUGUCGACCAGCUGAAGGAGAAAAACCUCAUCACUGCUGCUGCUGCAGACGCACACGGUGAAAGUCUGCAGGUCACCAAGCUGGGAAAAGCUACGUAUAAAGGCUCAGUGGAUCUGACUCACAGUGACGAGCUGUACCAAGACCUCUCUAGAGGUCUGGAGGGUCUGCUGCUCAACAGUUACCUCCACCUGGUCUACCUGGUCACGCCGUACGACAUGAUCUCACAGUGCCAGCCCGACUGGAUGAUUUACUUCAGACAGUUCACGCUGCUGUCUGCUGCGGAGCAGAAGAUGUCCGGAGCCGUCGGAGUGCCGGAGAGCUUCGUCGCUAGAAAGGCUGCAGGUCAGACGGUGAAAAAGAGCGUGAACCUGGUGGCGGUGAGGCGGAUGUAUCUGGCUCUGGUGCUCUUCUCUCUACUGAAGGAGACGAACCUGUGGAGCGUCGCCGACAGGUUCCAGCUGAGCCGAGGCUUCAUCCAGACGCUGCUCAGCUCCUCCUCGGCCUUCUGCUCCUGCGUGCUGCACUUCACAGAGGAGCUGGAGGAGUUCUGGCCGUUCAAAGCUCUGCUGACGGAGCUGACGCGCAGGCUGAGCUACUGCGUGAAGGCUGAACUCAUCCCUCUGAUGGAGGUGGCCGGAGUCAUGGAGUCAAGAGCGAAGCAGCUGUACAACGCUGGUUAUAAGACGCUGACUCACCUGGCGAACGCUGACCCCGCCGUUCUCUCCAAGACGAUAGAAAACCUCUACAAGAAACAAGCCGUCCAGAUCGUGGCCUCGGCUAAAAUGCUGCUGAAUGAAAAAGCGGCGGCGCUUCAGGAGGAAGUGGACGACCUGCUGAUGAUGCCGACAGAUUUCCCCUCAGCAUCACAAACACGACUCACCUGAGUUCAUUUAUUACCGAGAAGUUUUAUUCUCUUAAUAAACUGCUGAUUAUUUCAUUGUGUCGUUGGAAAUAAAUAUUAUUAUUAUUAUUGUUAUUAAAAUAAUGUACAAGAACGA